Brassica napus (rape) is the source of this 1764-nucleotide messenger RNA. RefSeq names its product transcription factor bHLH63-like. Lineage: Eukaryota; Viridiplantae; Streptophyta; Magnoliopsida; Brassicales; Brassicaceae. The record is from RefSeq and is a predicted model, not a curated record. Gene Ontology annotation, biological process: regulation of DNA-templated transcription. Bases 1006 to 1725 code for a protein of 239 amino acids. Gene Ontology annotation, molecular function: DNA-binding transcription factor activity; protein dimerization activity. Gene Ontology annotation, cellular component: nucleus. The transcript has 5 exons.
AAACAUAAUCUCGCAUAUAUAAUUAUAUGUUCUUAAGAAUAAAAACAGUUUAAGAAUAAGAAUCUAACAUUUAUUAAGUUUAAAGGGAUGCAAUUUUUUGUUUUAUGAAAAUACAAACAAAAUAAUCUAUUAAUUUAAUUAGUUUUAUAUUAAAUGAUUUUUUGUAGCAUUUAAACACACAAAAUAGUUAAACUUAUUUUCAACUUUUUAUAAAAUAUUUGAGUGGUUUUAAAUCAAAUAAUAUAAAAAAGAUAAAUAAAAGGUUAUUAAAAAAGUAUGACAUAAUAUUUUAUAUUGUUUGGACACAAGAUUGGUUAGUGUGUUGUUUGGAAAUACAUUUAGUAGUAUAAUGUUAUUUUCCAUAAUUAGAAAAGUGAAUUUAACUAUAUAGUAUAAGAGUGUAUUUAAUUUAAAAAUUUACAAAAAGGCUGGAUCCAUGAAAAUGAUUUUUUUUUUUUAAUAAAAGGGAUAUCUGAACCUUUUAAAAUAUUAAAUAACAUAUAUAAUAUCGAUUCAUCUCAGCUUUUUUGUCCGAACUUAUUUUUAUAUCCGAAUGAACAUAAAUAUCUGAAAAUAAGCAAAUUUCAAACAACCAAGAUUCAACAAAAAAUACAUUUUGUUUAGGCUUAACAAAAGUAUAUAUAUUUGAAGAUAACCUUCUAUAUAAUAUCGGAUAUCAAUAUCGAAUAUUACCCUUUGAGGUUCGAAUAUCCAAUUUCCUAACUCUCUUUGUAUCGGGUUUGAGUUCGAGUUUUUGGGAUCAGAUUUCGGUUCGAAUAUCAGGUUUGAAUAUUAUGCCAGCCCUAUCUCUAAACAUCACAAUACUACUACUACAAUCAUCUACAACUUUCAGAUUGUACUGGUCCUACUUAUCUAAUGCGAUGAACUUGGAUUAAGUACAAAGCAGAUGCUUUUUUCUUUUCUUGUAUUAUAAAUAUCACUUCCUCUUCUACAGUCACAUUUACUCUGUUCUUUAUCACUGCAACUCGAAAAGAGAAGAAGAAGAUGAUGAUGAUGAUGAUGAUGAAUGGAGCUACAGAAGCUGAGCUUUUACUCAACUGUACCAACAUGUCGUUCUUACAGCUCCAAAGGGAUCACCUAAGAUACCACCACCAUCCCGGCUUCUUCUCCAACUUUUCGACCAUUAACGGCGGCGAGAGUGACGGCUUUCUGGCGACAACCGGUUUGAAUAUUCCGGAUAUUUACAGGGAGAAGACGACGGAGAGUGAUGCCAUACUCUCAAUGUCGCCGGAAAAUAUAACAACUUCUGCGACGUUUGUGUCUGAAAAUCUCAAGAAAAGGAAGCUUGAUGACGUCGUUACAGAGACUAAGGUUUGUGAUGAGAAGAGGAUGAUGAUGAGGAAUAAAGCCAAGAAAGAAGAAAACAAUUUUUCUAACGAUUCAUCAAAAGUGACGAAGGGAUCGCAGAAAAGGGAUUAUAUCCAUGUUCGUGCACGUAGAGGACAAGCCACUGAUAGCCACAGCAUUGCAGAACGAGCUAGAAGAGAAAAGAUCAGCGAGAGAAUGAAGUAUCUUCAAGCUUUAGUUCCUGGAUGUGACAAGAUCACAAGCAAAGCAGGGAAGCUUGAUGAGAUCAUUAACUAUGUUCUGUCCCUUCAGACACAGUUCUUAUCGAUGAAACUAGCAGCUCUGAAUUCAAGGUUCUCUGGACAGAGACAACUUAUUUUUCAAGGGGGCAAUUUUUUAUUUGAGAAGAGUAUAUAAGAAUAUUGUGUGUGUGUGUUUUUUUUUUUGAAACUUUUU